AUGGAAUCCAUCGCUGCUGCACCUGUAGAAGACGUCCAAGUUUCAAAGACCCCUGCUGAAAUUGUUGCUCAAGUGUUGCCGAAAUCAAAAUUUCUUCAAAAUAUUGGCCUUCAACUAGCAGCCCCCAAGAGAAGCUCCAAAGCCAUUAAUGAUGCACGGGUUAUAGAACUUGAAAUAGAAGUUGCAGCUGGAAAGCAAGACAAAGAAGAACUAAAGGAUGAGAUGGAGACUUUGAAGAAGAAGGUGGAGGAAUCAGAAAAUGAAAGAUGCAGGCUGUUAGAAGAGACAGAGCAGUUGAAGAAGGCACAAGAUGAGUUGAAGAAAGCACAAGACGAGACGAAUGCUUUCUUUCAUCGCAUGUUCAGCAAAGAGUAA
This is a messenger RNA of Miscanthus lutarioriparius, 375 nucleotides long. Lineage: Eukaryota; Viridiplantae; Streptophyta; Magnoliopsida; Poales; Poaceae. The record is from the annotation of a GenBank genome assembly.